AUGCGGAGGACCCGAAGAAGUCACGGUGCUCUAGAGCUUCAAAUCCCACCCCUUCUCCCUCCUUCUGAAGCCCUCUCGCUGAGUCUCUUCGCCGCUAUGAGACUCCUACCCAGCCGCGCCGCCCGCAUCCCCGGCCCUCCGGGCUCUCUGUGCUUGCUGCUGGCGCUGCUGCUGCUGACGCCGCCAGGGCCCCUCGCCAGCGCUGGUCCUGUCGCGGCCAUAGUGAGAGAGCUGCGUUGCAUGUGCUUAACCACCACACCGGGGAUUCAUCCCAAGAUGGUCAGUAACCUGCAGGUGAUCGCCCCAGGACCGCAGUGCUCCAAGGUGGAAGUGGUAGCCACCUUGAAGAACAGAAAGCAAGUCUGUCUGGACCCAGAAGCUCCUCUGAUCAAGAAGGUCAUCCAGAAAAUGUUGGACAGUGGAAACAAGAAAAAUUAAGAGAAAGGACCGUGCAUUGGAAAAAUUGCCCAGUUCUUCAGCAGAAGAGUUUUCUGGGGAUCUCUGGACCCAGUGAAGACAAGAAGCAAGGGCUGAUUUUCUCCAAGGGGUUAGGUUUCUGUAUGAAUUCCCCACUGUGAGAGAGAGAUGAGAGGAGGGAAACUAUGUUUGUCCCUGCAGCUUUCUGCUCAGU
Eubalaena glacialis (North Atlantic right whale) is the source of this 631-nucleotide messenger RNA. Its product is annotated as C-X-C motif chemokine 6. Gene Ontology annotation, cellular component: extracellular region. Gene Ontology annotation, biological process: neutrophil chemotaxis; chemokine-mediated signaling pathway; antimicrobial humoral immune response mediated by antimicrobial peptide. The record is from RefSeq and is a predicted model, not a curated record. The transcript has 4 exons. Gene Ontology annotation, molecular function: CXCR chemokine receptor binding; chemokine activity. The coding region runs from base 1 to 438 and encodes 145 amino acids. NCBI's taxonomy places the organism in Eukaryota, Metazoa, Chordata, Mammalia, Artiodactyla, Balaenidae.